Molecule: messenger RNA, 4377 nt
Organism: Blepharisma stoltei
Lineage: Eukaryota; Ciliophora; Heterotrichea; Heterotrichida; Blepharismidae
Source: the annotation of a GenBank genome assembly
AUGUCACUAAAUUCAAGGAAAAAGCGGGAUCAAGGAUUAGAGUCAAACUCUUCCUCAACUAAAGACUAUUUUGACCCCCUUCACAAUGAAAUUCUCGACCCUCGAGCUCUUAUACUAGAUUGGCUUCAUCUAUAUUCCACUCACGAAAAAGAAGCUUUGGCUUCAUUUUUAUCAUUAAUCCUUCAGUCAUGUGGGCUCAGCAAAAAUCUAGUAACUCUUGACGAUCUUGAAGAAUCUGACAUGGAAAAUCUCUUAUCAAAGAUUCAAGAAGACUCUAAAGACUGUGAUGAGUAUCCUCUUAUAUCCAAAAAUAAAGGCUUCAAAAAUUAUUCAAGCCUGUAUCAUAGAGUUUAUUUUCAUCUCAUAAGAGAAGCUGGGGAUAAAAUUUAUGAUGGGAUUAUGCUGAAUUUCUUAAUAAACUGGCUAUCAAGUCUCACUUUUAUGACAAUGCGACCUAUAAGGCAUACCGCCACUUUUGGGAUUGUAAACUUACUCAGCCAAUCUAUUUUUUUAUUUUUAACCUUGAUUAAAAAUAAAUUUUUUUUAAAUUUUUUUUAAAAAAGAAAUUAGGAAAUUCUUUACUAGAUCUUUUAGUAAAUGAAGUCAAUGAUAAAGAGAAAUUGAAGGUGCUAAAGCAAAAUGAAGCUAAAAGUGGCAAUAAUCAAAAGCUUGAAGAACUAAAGGAGCACGAAAUCCAAUUAGACACCAAAAUUAAAAAACUUAUUGAAAUGCUAGAUUCAAUAAGAAAAGAAGUAAUCGGGUUUAGAUGCAAAGAUAUUAUGCCUGAAAUAAGAAUUUUGUCCUCACAAUGCAUAAGUUAUUGGGCUGAAAAAUACCCAAGCAAAUAUUUAAAUAACGAUACCUUCAAAUGCAUGGGUAUGAUGCUAUAUGAUAAAUCCCCAGAGGUCAGGGAAGCUGUCAUAAGACUUAUCAAUAAAAUUUGUACAUGGGAAAUUGAUCCAAAAUUUAUUGGACUUAUCAUAAAAUUAAAGCCAAGGAUUAUAGCAAUGUGUUAUGAUAUAGAAAAUAAAUGCUGUAUUGAGGCAAUAGAAGCCUGCAAAAAAUUAAAUGAAAUUAUUAAAUUUUCUGACGAAGACAAAGAUGUAAUUUCAAGAUUAAUUUGGACUGAAAAUGAAGAAAUUAGAGACGCUACAUGUGAUUUUAUUAUUUCUGCUGUUUUUAAUGACUCUUUGCCUAAAGAAACUAUGGCAACUGGAUUUGGGCUUGAUCAAGGAAAAUACAUAGACGCUGAAAAAGCUAUCCUUUUACUUGUGAAUUUUUUUAUAAAAUAUUCAAAUGGCCAAAUAUAUCUUAUUGAUCCUUUUGUCAAAGCAUUUUGGAGUAAAACAAGCGCAAUUCGGUCAUGGGAAGCUAUGACUAAUCUACUAACUCCCCCCCCCCUCCGUGAGUGAACAAAACCAUUAGAAAAAAUCCCUAUUUUUUGCCCAAAAAACCCACCCUCCGUGAGUGAACAAAAAUUUUUUUAAUAGAAAAAAUUUUUUAUGGAUGGAAAAAAAAAUUGAUAUAUAAAUGAUAAUUAUUAUAAUGAAAUCUAGAGCUAAUUCUGUUUAUUUUUAAACGAAUUGCUUUUUUAAAACAUAAAUUUUGCAAAUUGAAUUAAUAUUUGCUUUCCAAUUUUGCGAAUUAGGAUUUUUUUAAAUUUCGAAAAAAAAAUAUUUUUUAUAAAAUUUAUAUAUAAAUUGUUUUAAAAAAAAAAAAAUUAACCCCCCUCCGUGAGUGAACAAAAUUUUUUUGUUCACUCACGGAGAGGGGGGGGAGUAAGUCUUGGAGAUUCUUCAAGACCAGGGACAGCUGAACUUCAUAACGACCAAAAAAUGGUUAUUAUCAAUUUUCUUAUUUCCUCACUAAAAAACUUGCAAAAUCUUUCAGAGCAAAAACCAAAAAAUUCUAUGGUAAAUCUCAGCACAAUUUUAAUUUCCCAUUUGCCACAAUUAUUUACAUAUUUUAGAGCUAAUCAAAUAAUAUCAAAUGAGCUUGCAAAGCUUACAAAUUAUCUUGAUCUUAGUGCUUUAGCUUCUAAAGAUUUAAAAGCGCCUUUUAAUCAGCUGAUCUCUGCAUUAACUGAUUUGCAUCUCCAGUCAGAUAAUAUUGAAACUUUAAUGAAAACUGGACAAAGUCUCAGCAAAUUCGCAAAAGAGCCUCAUCCGCUUCAAAAAGAUUCAAGAACUGAGCUUACGAAAUUGACUGAUUAUUGCUGUGAAGAGCUUAAAAAAGAAUUUAAAAAAUUUACAUUAGAAGGAGAAGAAGGAGUCCUAGAAGUUUGGCUGAAAAGAAUUGAGGGGUUAAUUUCUCAUAAAGACAUAUUAGAAGAAUUAACUAAAGAAAGAUUUGAAGAUUUUACUUAUGUGAUUUCUCAAUAUUUGAGUGAUAGCAUUAAUAAUUCAUAAAAAAAAAUCAUUUUUUAAAAAAAAUAAUAAAAAUAAUUAAUUUUUUAUUUUUUUAAUAAUUCAGGUAUCACGCUAAGCUGCGCAAGAAUUUUAUAUUCCUGGAAUCUUUGGUAUCUUCAUGAAGUUGUAGAAAAGACUGAAUUAGUUGACGAUUAUAUAGAAAAAAGAAAUAAUAUUAUCGAAUUAUUUACAGCUUUAGUAGCAAAAGCUGACUGCCAAUUUGAAUUAAGAAAAGAAGCUUUUAAGCUGCUAUGUGAGACUAUAAUGGUAAUUUCUGGAAAAAAUUCAAAAGGUUCGUUAGUUCAUUAUGAAGUCGGUGAAGAUGUGUGGGGAACUAUAGAAGAAUAUAUGUCAGAAAUUCCUAUUGAUACUGAAAAUGACGCUAAAAUGAUUUCAAAUCCGAAUGCUACAGUUCUUAAUAUUAAAAAUAGCUCAGAUGCUGACUCCACAUCUCAAUUAGUCUGUAUUCAUAUAGCCAGAAUUAUCUGUACAUGCCCAUCAAUUACAAACUCUCAUCUUCCUUCAAGCUUUUUUGCGAAUUUUGGGAUUUCUACAUUAAAAACUAUAAACAUUAUAGUUAAACAUGUAUUAAAUUUCUUUAAAUUCGCAGAAAAUAAGCCAGAAAGCAAUGAUUAGAUUAAUGCUGCAUGUUUAAGGUCUCUACUUCUACGAGAAACAUUCUGCACAGCUACGUUAGAAGCUGUGUCGUGGCCAAAGCGAAUUGGGUGGACUUCCACCUCUAGUACAUAUGAGCCCAACCGAACCCCUGGCUUCUCUGUAGUGGCUGCCCUGUUGGGUUCGAAAGAUCAUUGCCAAGCUCCUCCAUCCAACUGAGUCCCAUCGCUCCUAUUGCGCAAAUUUCUAUCUCGUGCCCUUAAUUGGAGGGACCACCUUAAAUUUCUCUAAUAUACCUCAGGCCAUCCCUGAAAAAAUACUCGCUUACGCGAUUCGGGGCAACCACAGAGGCAGCUUGAGUAGAUAAAUUCACCCUGCUCCUUCUCGGGCACCACUAGUUUGGUUUUUCUUGGAAAAGAAUUCGCAAGUAUUGCCCAUUGAAUCAGGCACAAAAAGCGGAUUUUCUUGAAUCCCUCGCUUUGGGAUUUCAAAUAUUUCUGAGCCAACUAUCUCCAAAAAACGAUUCCCGGAUAUGUGAACCGUCACACAAGAGGAUGGGUUGGCCUUCAUCCCCAUUUUAUGUAUAUCAGACAACAAUGAUAAUGUCUUAUUCACAAUUAUGCUAGAAUCACUUAUAAAAUGUAUGGGAAACGGCACAGAUGAAGACAUUAAUGCUAUGAAAGAGCUAGCCAAAAAAUUUGUGACAUCAAUUGGGGUUGGGCCAUUAAAAUCUAAACAAGCUGACAAAUUUGUGUUGUUUUUGCUUGAUGGGAUAAAGUUUGCUUUAAACGAUAAAGAAAAUUUCCCUAUUUUAGAAGCACUGAGCAUGUUCAUAGGGAAAAAUUAUAUAAGUCAGUCUCAAAUGAAAGAUUUAUAUGAAAAAAUAUCAAAAGAUUCUGAUAAAAUAAUCGAAGUUUUAAAAACUGGAGAAAAUAAUGCAGAGACCUAUCCAUUAGAAAAAUUUGUGUAUUUAUUAAGCAAACAAGUAGGAUUAUCAAGGACUGCACCUAUUGAGCCCAGCGAAAAUGACAAAAUGGUUAUUGAAAAGACUAAAAAAACCUCUAAAAUGAAAACACCACCUAAAUCAACAGCGAAAAAAUCAAAAGAAAAGCCAGCUCAAAGUGAAAAGAAAAAAACUAGCCAAGAAGAAGACAAACUGAAUAAAACAAAUAAAAAAGAAGAGCCAAGCUCAAGCCAAAGACCUAGAAGAGCUGCAAAAGACAAAGCUAAAUUAAUUUCAGAAAAAAAAUCCAAGAAAAAAGAAGACAAUAAAAAAAGAAAAGAAAGAUCACCAAUUGAAGACGAAGAAGAGCCAGUCGCCCGGACAAGAAAAGCAGCACUUAGAAGGAAAUAA